Nelumbo nucifera (sacred lotus) is the source of this 2349-nucleotide messenger RNA. The record is from RefSeq and is a predicted model, not a curated record. Lineage: Eukaryota; Viridiplantae; Streptophyta; Magnoliopsida; Proteales; Nelumbonaceae.
AUGGCUUGGCUGCAAGAAGAAAUGAUUUUGAGGAAUGACUCCUUCAGUGGGUCUUCGACGGGGAAGCGGACUAACUUGGAUAAGAUCACGAUACUCGGUGUUGUAUCCAUUGUUGUCGGUCAUGCGAUGCUAGUAAACAACGAACAAUCAAGUUGGUGCCUCUUUGAUUAUUCUCUUCAUGUUCGUAGUAGUCCGGAUCAGAAGGGUGAGAAGGUGGAUACCAUGUCCACGUCGAAUCUGAUUGUUCUUGAACUUCUUUCAUCGACAUUUGAUAACUAUGAAGAUUGGAAAGUCACAAUGCAGAGCUACUUGAAGGGGGAAGGUCUUUGGGGUAUAAUCCAGGAAAAUGAAACUGAUGGAAUGACGCAGGAGAUGAAUGCUAAAGCUCUGCAUGCAAUUCAAAUUUCAUGUGCUCCAGAGAUUCUCUCGUUAAUUAAAGAGAUCGAGUCAGCUAAGGAAGCAUGGGAAUUUUUGGAAAAAGAGUAUAACAUGAAUUGGGAGUACAUAAACACUUACAUUGAAACUCAAAAUAAAUUGAAGGAACAAGAAGAUGUUGGGAAGCACAUUUAUUUACACACAUCACUAUACAUUGCUGCCUUGAAUGGUGACUGGGAAAGUGCCAAGCAGGUUUUGGAUAGGGAUAGAGACGCCGUGCAUGCUCCGUUAAACAAAAACAAGAAUACGGUUCUCCACAUUGCAGUUUCGACAGCCAGCACAAAGUUUGUGAGGAACCUGAUCACCAAUUAUAUGUCAAAAGAAGACUUGAAACAAAAGAACUUUUACGGAUGUACUGCUCUUCAUUUUGCUGCGGCAUGGGGUAGGCUUGAUAUGGUCAAGUUAUUGCUGGACAACAAUCCUGGCUUGUUACCCAUCCGCUCUGACGAUUCCUCCACCGCGCUCACCGAAGCUAUACGUGACAAUCACAAACAUGUAUCUUCGUUUCUCUACUAUGAGUCCGCGACUCAUCAAACUCCACCUCCCGAGGAUGGCAUUCACCUAAUCUAUUCCAUUGUAGCGGGAAACUACGAUUUAGCUUUGGAUAUCACACGAAGCUUGCCAGGACUUAGCACCAACGACCCUCAAUUGAAAUCAUUAUUGGAGAAAGCCCUGCUUUCUUUGACAGGAAGACAUCAGGACUUUAAAAGUGGGGCUCGGCUUGGAUUUUUGGAGAGACAAAUCUAUCAUUGGAUUCACGUUGGAUCUCGUUCCAUUUCUGGGAACGAGGCAGAUGAGCAGCACAAUGGCUCCCCGCAAGGGAUCUACCUUGUCAUCAUGACAAGAGUGCUCCAGAGCGUGGAACAACUAUUGUUGAAGAUCCCUCAAGUGUUGGAUGUCAAGAAGCUGCGUGACAUGAAGAUCAAGCAUAAACAAGCACCUCGACUACUCAAAGAACUUUUCAGUCGAGUCCUGGAGCUAAAUGAUCACUUUAAGAUUGAGGAAUCACUUGGGCCAUCACUAGUCUGUGCUGCAGAGAAUGGGAUCAUUGAGUUCUUCAUCGAAGCUCUCCACUCUUAUCCUCUUCUGCUACGGUAUAGAGAUAAUGAUCUGAGCAGUUUACAACGCAUUGCAAUCACGAAUCGGCAAGAGAACAUCUUCAGAUUCUUUAAAAAGUUGCCCACUUGGGAUGGAGAGGGGUUAUCACUUGAUGCUUCUAUGAACACAAUGUUGCAUUUGGUAGGAGAGUUAGCACCUUCCAAUCGCCUCAACCUUAUUCCUGGAGCAGCCCUACAAAUGCAGAGAGAGCUCCAAUGGUUUGUGGAAGUGGAGAAGAUGGUGCCUCCAUAUUUUAGAGAAUAUAAAAAAAAGAAAGGAAUGACAGCGUAUACAUUAUUUAGCAAAGAGCAUAAAGAGUUGGUUAGCGAGGGAGAGAAAUGGAUGAAAGAAACAGCAGCUUCAUGCACAAUUGUAGCUACUCUUGUCAUCACAAUAAUGUUUGCUGCAGCCUUUACCGUGCCAGGUGGCAACAAAGAGAGCGAAGGUGUCCCCCUUUUGUUGCGUACCAAACCCUUCAUGGUAUUCGUGAUAUCAGAUGCAUUAUCUCUGUUUUCUUCCACAACUUCAGUGCUCAUGUUCCUUUCCAUUCUUACUUCUCGCUACACAGAAGAAGCCUUUCUGGAAUCUCUGCCUAGAAAGCUAAUACUUGGACUUGUUACACUCUUUGUCUCUCUAGCUGCUAUGAUGGCAGCAUUCUGUGCCACCAUUUUUAUCUUGCUCGAUGGUCACUUAAGAUGGAUUUCCAUUGUGCUGGCUUCAUUUGCUUCCUUUCCGGUGACUAUGUUUUUGUUAUUGCAACUUCCUCUCUUCGUCGACAUGGUGCGCUCCACAUAUUUUUCCAAUAUCUUUGAAUGA